AUGACUGGCCAUCUUGCUUCGUAUGGCCGCGGCGGCGCCGGCAACAUGGCUGACAGCACCAAGUCCCCCAAGCUGCAGCCCAAGGACCUCGAGACCCCCGUUUUGCGGACGUCCGUCGUGACCACCGGUCGUGGCGGAACCGGCAACAUGGCCAAGAACACCGACCCGAAAGAGACGCGCGCCCGCCAGGACGUGGAACCCAGUGGCGCAACCCACGCUGGCCGUGGCGGUGCCGGCAACGUCUUCAAGGCCGGCUCGGCGGACGCGGAGGCCGCUGCCGGGGCCUCCGCUGGCUCGGCCGUCCCCGACGAUGCCCACCCGACAUCGUCCGCCUCGUCUGCCACCUUGCGCAGCAGCAACGACACCAACGGCAAGAAGCCCCGGUCACCCACCCAGCGGCCCGAGCAACCCGAGAAGAGCCUGGCCACCAAGGGCAAGGAGUGGCUGCUGGGCAAGAAGUAG
Messenger RNA from Sporothrix brasiliensis 5110, 462 nucleotides. RefSeq lists its product as uncharacterized. Bases 1 to 462 code for a protein of 153 amino acids. NCBI's taxonomy places the organism in Eukaryota, Fungi, Ascomycota, Sordariomycetes, Ophiostomatales, Ophiostomataceae. The record is from RefSeq and is a predicted model, not a curated record. The transcript is spliced from 2 exons.